This is a messenger RNA of Pangasianodon hypophthalmus (striped catfish), 2246 nucleotides long. Its product is annotated as BOLA class I histocompatibility antigen, alpha chain BL3-7. Bases 216 to 1274 code for a protein of 352 amino acids. NCBI's taxonomy places the organism in Eukaryota, Metazoa, Chordata, Actinopteri, Siluriformes, Pangasiidae. The transcript has 8 exons. Gene Ontology annotation, biological process: immune response. The record is from RefSeq and is a predicted model, not a curated record. Gene Ontology annotation, cellular component: external side of plasma membrane.
GUGUGAUCAUGUGACACUCUGCUUGUUACAGCAGCUGAAACGGAGUUCUGUUACAUAAGAGCCUUUAAUAUACUGCUCUUUGGUAAACAUUGUGUUAACUUUACUCCGGUGUGUCGCCGCUUAUAUAAAGGAUUUCACCAGAUUUUACUUACGGAAGUUUAUUUUAUUUUUAUACGGAAUUUAAGUUUAUUUCUGUUGAAAUUCUACAGAGUAAGAUGGAUGUCAGCAGCAGUAUAUUAAAAGCUCUGCUUUUCUUCACUUUUUCUGUUCAUCUUUCAUCAGCAGACACACACACUCUGCAGUACCUCUACACUGCCCUCACAACAGGAAGAAAUUUCAGUCCUGUAGGUCUGGUGGAUGGAGAGCAGUUUGUGUCCUACGACAGCAACAUCAGGAAGCUGAUCCCAAAGACAGAGUGGAUAAAGAAGGUCGGAGCUGAUGAUCCACGUUACUGGGAGAGAGAGACUGACCGUGCACAGGAUCAGCAGGAGGUUUUCCAAAACAAUCUGGCUACAGUAAUGCAGAGCUUUAAUCAAACUGAAGAAGUUCAUACACUACAGAGGAUGUACGGCUGUGAGCGUAAUGACACCACCACUAGAGGAUACGAUCAGUACGGUUAUGAUGGAGAAGAUUUCAUCAGUCUGAAUCUGAAAACUGCAACCUGGACUGCAGCUAAACCUCAAGCUGUGAUCUUUAUAAACAACUGGGAUCCUAGAGGAGAAAAGGCUAAAUACUGGAAGAGCUACCUGGAGAACGACUGUAUUGAUUGGUUAAAGAAGUACGUGUCUUACGCCAGAGAGACUCUGGAGAGGAAAGUUCGUCCCGAGGCGUCAGUGUUCCAGAAAUACUCGACUCCUCCGGAGGUGGUGUGUCAUGCUACAGGUUUCUUCCCCAAAGCAGUGAUGAUCUCCUGGCAGAAGGACGGUGAGGAGGUGCAUGAGAACGUGGAGCUCAGAGAGACGUUACCCAACCAGGAUGGAAGCUUCCAGAAGAGAAGCAUUCUGACAGUUCCAGCUGAGGAGCUGCAGAAACACACCUACACCUGCGUGAUUCAGCACAGCAGCUUGGAGAAGGAGUUAGUGCUGCCUGUGAGCGAGCGCCGAAUCCUGAGAGGUGGAGCACCGAUUGCUAUCGUCAUUGCUGUAGUCGCGGCUCUCGUUGCUCUCGUUGCCGUUGUUGCUGGAAUUGUGGUCUGGAAGAAGAAGAACUCUGGCUUCAAACCUGUUCCAGCCAAACCCUCCUCUGAAGGAGAUUCUUCCUCCAACAACUCUUAAAGAGCGACUGUGUGUCUUCCUGCUGAACUGAGAGAGAGAGAGGAGGAGAGGAAGAUGAGGAACAUGCACACACACACACACACACACACACACACACACACACACACACACACAUACAUCUGUUGUUAUUGCAGUAAAAUGUAAUCCUUAGGGUGUAAUUUUUUUGCUCUGUGUAAAUUCUCAUAGUUUUCUAUGUGACUGGGUUUGAUGUAAUGUAACAUAGUAACGUGUGUGUUUGCCGCUGUGCUGUUCUGUUCCACUGAGCUCAGCACUGUAGGAACCAUGCUUUUGGUUGAAGACAGGUUUUGGAGUAAAGAUUCUCAGUAACGGCAUCAUUGCAAGAAAUGCCACCACCAUCUCUGCUUAAGAAGUGACUGAGGUGAAUUUCUAGUUGAAACAGAACAGUCUUGUGAGACAUUUCCUGAUUCAGACAGUGUUAUUCUCUGAAUCCUCUGCUGAAAAAAGACUAAGGAAUUUUGAGGAUUCUGCUUUUGGUAUUGGCUGAGAUUUUCACAGGGAAUAUGUCUGGUAUUUACAGUUGUAAAUGUGUAAAAUUUGGAAUUCAGUAUUUAAAGAAUUUGAACUCUUUUCAGUGAAAACCAUUUCCACUCAGCAACAUGUUACUAUGUUACAUUACUACGCUUAUGGAUUUUUUUUUUCUUUUGGUCGUCUUCAUCACUCCUUAUAUCUGUAUUUUAUAAGAAAGUAAGCUACAAAAAAGAAGUUCUUAGAAACAUAUGUGUAUAUAUUUAAUGUAUAAUGUACAUAUAUAAUGUGUUUGUGUGUGUAUGUGUAUAUAUAUAAUAUACACACACACAUAUAUAUAAAAUAUGUAUUUUGCAGUUGUUCUUACUGAUUAUUGUAAAUAUUACUCUAAUAUCCUGUGUUUUGUAUUGUAAAUUAUACUAAUACAAGUAAAAGUACUGUUACUUACUUGCCAUGCAAAAAUAAAGCCAUUAUUCAUCAAAUAUA